This is a messenger RNA of Drosophila bipectinata, 660 nucleotides long. RefSeq lists its product as uncharacterized. The record is from RefSeq and is a predicted model, not a curated record. Lineage: Eukaryota; Metazoa; Arthropoda; Insecta; Diptera; Drosophilidae.
UUAAAUUUCUCAGUCGAAGCUUUACUUUCUAAGAGGAAAGAUGAUUUCCAGCUCGUUCGUCUGCCUGGGACUUUUGCUUUUAAUCCUGAGCUUUGCGGCAGCCAGUCAGGAUACUAAAGGAAAUACUUGCAUGAAAAAUGGAGGAUACUGCCAGACACAUUGGGAGUGCUGCUCCAGAAAAUGCAUGACCUAUCUCAACCAGUGCGCCAAGCGGAUCGGUUCCUCCUAUCCCUAUCCUCAGGGACACGAUUUUCCCCAUCCAAAUGGCUUAGAAAUUAGUGGACCAAAUGAACAAGCUAACAAAUACGAUGCCAGUUUGCAAAUUGUGGGCCUUCCCAAUGAGUCGAAGCCCUCGGGUAGCACUUUCGACAUUGUGCGCCAGAAUGAAAUUUCUGGGUCAACGGUGCCCUAUAAGUGCCGCAAUGUCGGCGAAACGUGCUACCGGGGUGAGGAAUGCUGUACAAUGCGCUGUCACUUCUACAUGCACAAGUGUGUCACAUGAGAAUAUUUAUUUUAAUAAUUAAAAUAUUAUGUAAUUUUAUGAAAUGCUUAAUCAUUAUACUUACUAAUCUCCUAUCCAAAUUAUACGAUCCUCUAUCCUCGUAGAAAAAUGAAAGAGCAUAAUAGAGUGAAAUAAAGUAUGCAUCGUUGUAGCACAGA